This is a messenger RNA of Pongo pygmaeus (Bornean orangutan), 3081 nucleotides long. RefSeq names its product trafficking protein particle complex subunit 2B (gene TRAPPC2B). Gene Ontology annotation, biological process: endoplasmic reticulum to Golgi vesicle-mediated transport. The transcript is spliced from 2 exons. NCBI's taxonomy places the organism in Eukaryota, Metazoa, Chordata, Mammalia, Primates, Hominidae. Bases 197 to 619 code for a protein of 140 amino acids. The record is from RefSeq and is a predicted model, not a curated record.
GCGCGAGAAGCGGCUUGGUUCCCUCUGCGCAGAGGCGGUAGUGACACAGGCACAACUGACAGUGGCAGAAGCUCAGCUGACAAGGACUGGGGACGGCGGUGUCCUUGUCUUGCCUUUGUCGCCCCCGCCCCUCUCUUCCCUGGCUGGACCUGCGGAGUCCCCGGCGAAGAACCUGCGGAGCCAUAUAUUGAAGACCAUGUCUGGAAGCUUCUACUUUGUAAUUGUUGGUCACCAUGAUAAUCCAGUUUUUGAAAUGGAGUUUUUGCCAGCUGGGAAGGCAGAAUCCAAAGACGACCAUCGUCAUCUGAACCAGUUCAUAGCUCAUGCUGCUCUCGACCUCGUAGAUGAGAACAUGUGGCUGUCGAACAACAUGUACUUGAAGACUGUGGACAAGUUCAACGAGUGGUUUGUGUCAGCAUUUGUCACCGCGGGGCAUAUGAGGUUUAUUAUGCUUCAUGACGUAAGACAAGAAGACGGAAUAAAGAACUUCUUUACUGAUGUUUACGAUUUGUAUAUAAAGUUUUCAAUGAAUCCAUUUUAUGAACCCAAUUCUCCUAUUCGAUCAAGUGCAUUUGACAGAAAAGUUCAGUUUCUUGGGAAGAAACACCUUUUAAGCUGAAUGGAGAAAAUUCCAAAAUAAAUGAUGUCACCACAAUGGUGUAUACUCAGGAAUGUGUACAUUGUAAAUUACUUGAUUAAAUAGCCUGGAAAUCUUUUGUAUAUUCUCAGCUUAUCUAAACUUAAUGAAAUUCCUUUUAUAUUUAAAAAUGGUACAUUCUGUCUCAUGUCACAUAUCAAUAGAUCAAUUAGUAUUUCCUUGUGAACAGUGUUAUUUAUAAAGAGCUCAUUAUCAAUAAUAAUGAAUUUUUUUCUUUCUUUUUUUUUGAGAUGGAGUUUUGCUCUUGUUGCCCAAGCUGGAGUGUAGUGGCACAAUCUCGUCUCACUGCACACUCCGCCUGCCAGGUUCAAGCAAUUCUUCUGCCUCAGCCUCCCGAGUAGCUGGGAUUACAGGCUCCCACCACCACGCCUGGCUAAUUUUUUUUGUAUUUUUAGUAGAGACGGGGUUUUGCCAUGUUGGUUAGGCUGGUCUUGAACUCCUGACCCCAUGAUCUGCCUGCCUCGGCCUCCCAAAGUGCUGGGAUUACAGGCGUGAGCCACCGCUCCCGGCCGUGAAAUAUUUUUACUUAAAAAUUGGGAAUAAGCUUUCCCUCCCUCCCUCCCUCCCUCCCUCCCUUCCUUCCUUUCUUGAUGGAGUCUGGCUCCUGUUGUGCAGGGCUGAAGUGCAGUGGCACGAUCUUGGCUCACUGCAACCUCCACCUCCCGGGUUCAAGCAAUUCUCCUUCUUCAGCCUCCCGAGUAGCUAGGAUUACAGGCAUGCACCACCACGCCUGGCUAAUUUUUGUAUUUUUAGUAAAGACGGGAUUUCACCAUAUUGGUCAGGCUGGUCUUGAACUCCUGACCUCGUGAUCCGCUUGCCUCGGCCUCGCAAAGUGCUGGAUUACAGGUGUGAGCCACUGCACCCGGCCAUGAAAUAUUUUUUACUUAAAAAUUGGGAAUAAGCUUUUUGUGUGUGCGCGUAUGUGUGUGUGUUUGUUUGUUUGUUUUUGAGAUGGAGUCUUGCUCUUGUCAUGCAGGCUGGAGUGCAGUGGCACGAUCUUGGCUCACUGCAGCCUCUGCCUCCCAGGUUCAAGCAAUUCUCCUUCAGCCUCCAGAGUAGCUGGGAUUACAGGCAUACGCCUGGCUAAUUUUUGUAUUUUUAGUAGAGACAGGGUUUCGCCAUUUUGGCCAGGUUGGUCUUGAACUCCUGACCUCAGGUUAUCUGCCUGCCUCGGCCUCCCAGAGUGCUGGGAUUACAGGUGUGAGCCACUGAGCCUGGCCGGGAAUAAGCUUUCGACUUGCCCAAUUCAGAUAAGUUGAUCUUUUUUUUGUUUUUUGACAUGGAGUUUCGCUGUGUCAUCCAGGCUGGAGUGCAAUGGCGCUUGGCUCACUGCAACCUCCGCCUCCUGACUUCAAGCGAUUCUCCUGCCUCAGCCUCCCAAAGUGCUGGGAUUACAGGUGUGAGCUACCAUAUCCGGCCCAGAUAGGUUGAUCUUAUAACAAUCCAAAAACAAAUGUCAUAGUCAAGAUUUGGUAGAUAGAUUUAAAACUAAAAUAUUCUGCCGUUGGAAGUGAAAUGUGGUAGCACAUACAUGGACGUUAUACAUUUAGAGAUGUUAUAAAAAUGUAUUGGCAGUAUACAUAGCACUACUCAAGAAGCCAAAGAAACACUUGUGCAGUGCUAAGUGUCACAUGUCUGCUUCUGCCAGAGGCUAGGAAUAGUGAUCCUGCUAUAAUGUGAGAACCUGAAUCAUGUUUGUAAAAUAGGAGGCUGGGAGCAGUUCCAGGCCACAGUGAAGUGUGUUGCUUCUGUCACUUUUUUUUUUUUUUUUUUUUUUAGAGCUCGACUUAGUUUUAUUUUUUUUUUUAUUUAUUUAUUUUUUUUUUUUUUAAUUUCUGAAGUAUUUAUUGAUCAUUCUUGGGUGUUUCUCGGAGAGGGGGAUAUGGCAGGGUCAUAGGAUAAUAGUGGAGAGAAGGUCAGGAGAUAAACACAUGAACAAAGGUCUCUGGUUUUCCUAGGCAGAGGACAUCACCACUCCCUAAUCUCAAGUACUCAGGGGCACAAACACUGCAGAAGGCUUCUGUCACUUUAUAUUCUUAUAUUUCCUUUCCCUCAGACAAUCAGCUGUUGAUACCUGUACUUGUAAAACGUUGUAAGGCAAUUUUUAGGGUUGUUGUCAAAGAAAAGCUUGGAUUACAUUAACAUUUGUACUCAGCCUUUUAGGCAGUACACUAGAGGGGGCUGGGAAUUGUCUGUUUGUUCCUAUGAUAAGUAGAUCUUACUGUAAAAUAGUAAAUGUCCAUUGAAAAGCAAGUAAUACAACCUGUGCUUACUGGGAGCACUUGAACAAUUUUGUUCCAUUCUGAGUAACUUUUCAGCAAGUAAUUCUAAGCUUUGUCUUAUAUCCUUGUGUAAAAUUGCUACCAUCAUUUUUACCGUAUUUGAUUUCCUAAAUAAAGAUGUUUGCUCAAGAAAAAAAAAAA